AUGACUUAUAUUAUAACUCUAACAAAUCUUAGUAAAGAGGUGGAAAACCAUCAUCACAUCGACGGCGACGAGGAGAAGGAGGAGGAGGACUGGAGGAGGACUUUGAGAUGGGGCCCGCCGCUGUACAGGCUCCCAGGGAGGGUAUUCAAGAUGCUCUACGCCCACCAGCACGAUGGGCUCAGUUGGCUCUGGUCGCUGCACUGCAGGGGAACCGGCGGGAUCCUAGGGGACGACAUGGGACUCGGCAAGACCAUGCAGAAAAUGUGGGCGAUUUUCAAUUUCUGUUGCCCGGAAGCCAUGGGUGAUGAGGAAGAGUUCAGAACAAGGUAUCAACGGCCUAUCAGUCGAGGAAAUGACAAGACCGCAAGCAAUCGAGAGAAGCACAUACGCUCAAAUGCAGCGAAGGAAUUAAGAGAACGGAUAAAGCCAAAUUUCUUGCGACGCAUGAAAAGUGAAGUGUCCCUUGAGACUGGGUUGACAGAUGAUAAAAAGCUUCCAAAGAAGGAUGAGCUAAUUAUCUGGCUGAAAUUAACAGAUUGCCAGAGACGUCUAUAUGAAGCUUUUCUGAACAGUGAGCUAGUUCAAUUUGAAUCGGAAGGAAAUCCCUUGGCUGCUCUUAAUGUAUUGAAAAAAAUAUGUGAUCACCCACUGAUAUGCACUCAGAGAGCUGCUGGGGACAUCUUGGAAGGCAUGGAUGGAGAUUUUAGUACUCAGGAUAUAGUGAUGGUUGAAAAAAUGGCCAUGAACCUCGCAGAUAUGGCUCAUGAUGAUGAUGCAGUACAGUUCAGUCAGGAAGUCUCAUGCAAGUUAUCUUUUAUCCUGUCUUUGUUGCCGAAUCUUCUUGAAGAGGGCCACAAUGUUCUGAUAUUUUCUCAGACUUGUAAAAUGCUAAACCUUAUUCAGGAAGCUAUAAUAUUAGAGGGCUACGACUUUUCUCGCAUGGAUGGUGGCAUCACUGAUAUUUCCGAGAGGGAAAGGAUUGUGAAGGAUUUUCAAGAGGGCUACGGAGGUCAAAUAUUUUUACUGACCACAAAGGUCGGUGGUCUUGGACUUACACUCACCAAGGCAGCUCGUGUCAUACUAGUCGAUCCUGCUUGGAAUCCAAGUACGGAUAAUCAGAGCGUUGAUUGGGUUGAUCGAAUUGGACAGACCAAAGAAGUGAUUGUGUACCGCUUAAUGACCUCUGCAACUGUCGAAGAAAAGAUGUAUAAAUCGCAGGUCCUCAAGGGUGGUUUGUUUAGGGCAGCCACGGAGAAGAAAGAACAGAGACGUUACUUCAGCCAGAGCGACCUUUGGGAGCUUUUCAGUAUGCCGGAACAAGGUUUUGAUGUUUCCCUCACGCAGAAACAACUGCAAGAAGAGCAUGGACAGCAGCUUGACAUGGACGAGUCGUUGCGGGAGCACAUCCAGUUUCUGGAGAAGCAAGGAAUAGCAGGUGUGAGCCAUCACAGCCUCCUAUUUUCAGAAACAGAAAUCUUGCCGAUGUUGAGUGAGAACGAUGCUCCGGGCAGGGGUGCCCAUGGUAAGCCGAAGGUCGAGGGCGUCACUGCUAGAACACACUUGGCAGGCAAGAACACAGAUUCAGAUAUCCCUGAAGAAAUCAACUGGCUGUCGGAAACCCUCGCGAGCACGACGCUGGAGCCGAGCCUGCCUCAGUGUGGAGACGGGACACAUGGUUUGGAUGACAAAAGCUGGCGCCUAACACGGUCCCUCGCGCGCCGCAACCCUAGUCUGCCGCCGCGCCUUCCCUCCUCCCGCGCCGCUGAUCUCCGCUGCCGCCGCGCCCUCCCUUCAGCGCCGCUGCCCUGA
This is a messenger RNA of Triticum aestivum (bread wheat), 1809 nucleotides long. RefSeq names its product SNF2 domain-containing protein ENL1-like. The coding region runs from base 1 to 1809 and encodes 602 amino acids. The transcript is spliced from 17 exons. The record is from RefSeq and is a predicted model, not a curated record. Gene Ontology annotation, molecular function: DNA translocase activity; ATP binding. Lineage: Eukaryota; Viridiplantae; Streptophyta; Magnoliopsida; Poales; Poaceae.